ACCGAGCGUGACGGACGUGUGCUUCAUGGGCUCUCAAGGAGCGGCUUUAGCGACCCAGCCGGGUCGCGGUAUCAGGAGCACUGAAAUGCUUGCCCAGGAUUAUGAAAUGGUUGUCCCGCAUCUGCCAUCAGGUUCGAGUGUUUUGAACACAGUAUUUUUGCAUGGUGAUGUCACCGCCAGGCCAUAUCGCGUCGAGCAUUUUCGCGACGCUUUAGCGCGUCUGUCAUUGCUGCCGGAUGUGGUUGCCCUUGGGGCAUAUCAGAUGAACCACCUGUGGGCCGUUACUUUCAACAGCGAAGGAGCGAAGGCAAAGAUUCUGCAGGCCGAAGCUUUCAAUGUGAAAGACCACCGCUGCGUGGUUAUUGACCCGACCAACCGAGGCGUCAGGCUGAAGCUGUUUUGGCUGCUCCACGGUGUGCAAGACGACGACGUGCGCGUGGCAUUAGCAGCGUUCGGAAAAGUGACCGAAAUAACCCGCGAUAAAUGGAAGGUUAAAGGCUGUGUCGACAAGGCUUCAACAACACGGUCGGUUACACUGAAACUGAAGGUGGGUGUUACCAUCGAGGACUUGCCCCAUCAGUUGCGCGUUGGUGAGGACGUUGCUCUCGUCCAUGUUCCUGGUAGGGCUCCGCUCUGCCUUCGGUGCCGUGGAAAAGGACAUAUACGCCGUGAGUGUCGGGUGCCACGCUGCGGGCUAUGCCGGCGUUUCGGCCACGAUGAGAGCCAGUGCGUGCGCAGCUACGCUAAUGUUGCGGGCCAGACACGAAGUGAUGAAGCGGCCGAACACAUCAUGGAUGAAGCAGACGCGGUCGAAGCAACCCGCGGAAGUGGGGGAGAUGAUGCUAUCAAGGAGUCAACAUCCAAGGAAACCGCACCCGCACCCCUUGCCAGCCAAGCCGGUAAGGACCAAACCCAGCCGGCCGUCGCAUCAAAGCCAGCGUUCCUUCCGGAAAAAGCGGAUAGCGUGACUGCUGUAAGCCUGGUUACGACUGGGCAGCAGGGCGACAAACAGGAAGACGCCGAUACCGAGAUGCCCGCAGCGUCAAGUGUACCAGUGAAGCGGGCUCACGAGGAUUCGGAUAAUCAGGAACCGAGAUUGGUCGGUGAACGCGGCGAGGAGCCUCCGCCGAAGGCACCUUCAACGCGCCGUGGACCUUUCAAGCCCAAACCGAAAUUGCCACCGGAACGCAGUACUGCGUCUGCUCUCCCUCCGCCUUAGCGGAGGCUUCUUUUGCCACAACGGUUGAAGCCCGGUCUUUGAUCGGGUCAGUACUAAGCUCAAAUGCCUUAAUGGAUGUGGAUUCACCCUGUUUGAUGUGUGAGUAGACUGAUCGGCGUCACCAUUUUGCUUAGAUGGCUACCAACCUCACGUCCAGCCUACGUGUUGCUACGCUUAAUGUAAGGGGCCUGUCGGCGCGUAGAAGGCAACUGCAACUGAGCCGCCUUCUGCUAGAAAAUGAAAUAGAUUUGCUCGCGGUUCAGGAAACUAAAAUUGAAGACGAGGAACAAACAGACAGAAUGGUAGCGGUCUAUCGUAGCAGAUACAGCGUUUGCGUAUGUCAUGCUGUUGGAAGAGCGGGUGGUUGCGUUAUUUUUUUAAGAAAUGGUAUUGGGGCUGUCGAUACUGUGUUCUCGUGUGAAAGUGGGCGUCUAGUAAUGUGUGAUUUUAAAUCGAAUGGAGUGGCUUGGAGAGCUGUGUGUGUAUACGCUCCGAAUGCAAUUGCUGAAAGGGAGAGUUUCUUCCGACAGGUGAAGCCUGUCCUGCUUACUGAAAGGCGGGUGAUCUUGCUUGGUGAUUUCAAUUGCGUCUGUAGACCAGAGGAUAGGACAACAAACCGUUCCUUUCGAGAUCGGAGCGCCGAGUUACUUUCCGAAAUUGUAGGUGAGCACGACCUUGAAGAUGUAGGCUUGAUAUCGACGCAUGAAGGCCAGGCAAUGUACACUCACUUUCAGGCAGGCAGUCAUGCUAGAUUGGACCGUAUAUAUGUUCCUGUCGAAUGUUCGCUGUUAUGUUCUGACUACCAGACGAUCUAUGUCUCUUUUAGUGAUC
Dermacentor andersoni is the source of this 2050-nucleotide messenger RNA. NCBI's taxonomy places the organism in Eukaryota, Metazoa, Arthropoda, Arachnida, Ixodida, Ixodidae. The record is from RefSeq and is a predicted model, not a curated record.